AUGGCUAUUGGCACAGAAUUUAUGAAAGACUGCCACAUCGACAGGAAUGGAUUUGCAACAUCUACAACAACCACUACACAAACCACUACACCAACCACUACACCAAUCACUACACAAACCACUACACCAACCACUACACCAACCACUACACCAACCACUACACCAACCACUACACCAACCACUACACCAACCACUACACCAACCACUACACCAACCACUACACAAACCACUACACCAACCACUACACCAACCACUACACCAACCACUACACCAACCACUACACCAACCACUACACCAACCACUACACCCACCACUACACCAACCUCUUCACCAACCACUACACCAACCAGUACAUCAACCACUACACAAACUACUACACAAACAACUACACCAAUCACUGUACCAACAACUACACCAACCACUACACCAACCACUAUACCAACCACUACACCAACCACUACACCAACGACUACACCAACAACUACACCAACGACCACACCAACCACUAUACAAACCACUAUACCAAUCACCACACCAACAACUACACCAAUCACUACACCAACGACCACACAAACAACUACACCAACGACGACACCAACUACUUCACCAACAACUGAACAAACCACUACACAAACCACUACACCAAUCAAUAAACCAACAACUACACCAACGCUUCACCAACCACUACACCAACGGCUACAUCAACCACUAAACCACACACUUCGUCAACCACUACACCAAAACCACCCACUACACCAACCACUACAACAACCAAUACACCAACAACCUUGA
Molecule: messenger RNA, 792 nt
Organism: Dreissena polymorpha
Lineage: Eukaryota; Metazoa; Mollusca; Bivalvia; Myida; Dreissenidae
Product: integumentary mucin C.1-like
Exons: 2
Coding region: 1-792 (263 amino acids)
Source: RefSeq, a predicted model, not a curated record